GAACAAUUUCAACCAUUUGGACUCAGCUCAGCCACUACCGAGGAAACAAUGACUUCAACACAAAAGGACCAACAUGGAGCAAGACGUCAGCGCUCUCAGGAGGCCGAUAAACCUCACAGAAGAAAGGGAGAGAAAACCUACAGCUGUGACGAGUGUGGGAAGGAUUUUACCCGGAAUGACAGCCUGAAAACACACCAACUCAUCCACAGUGGAGUUAAAGCUUACAGCUGUGACUUGUGUGGAAGGUCUUUUACCCAGACUGGAAGCUUAAAAACACACCAACUCAUCCACAGUGGAGUUAAACCUUACAGCUGGGACUUGUGUGGAAAGUCUUUUACCCUGGCUCAAAGCCUAAAAACACACCAACUCAUCCACAGUGGAGUUAAACCUUACAGCUGUGACCUGUGUGGAAAGUCUUUUACCCGGGCUGGAAGCUUAAAAACACACCAACUCAUCCACAGUGGAGUUAAACCUUACAGCUGUGACUUGUGUGGAAAGUCUUUUACCCGGGCUGGAGACUUAAAACAACACCAACUCAUCCACAGUGGAGUUAAACCUUACAGCUGUGACCUGUGUGGAAAGUCUUUUACCCAGGCUGGAGACUUAAAAAGACACCAAAUCAUUCACAGUGGAGUUAAACCUUACAGCUGUGAGUUUUGUGGAAAGUCUUUUACCUGGGCUAGAGGCUUAAAAACACACGAACUCUUCCACAGUGGAGUUAAACCUUACAGCUGUGACUUGUGUGGAAAGUCUUUUACCCAGGCUGGAGACUUAAAAAAACACCAACUCAUCCACAGUGGAUUUAAACCUUACAGCUGUGAGUUUUGUGGAAAGUCUUUUACCCUGGCUGGACACUUAAAAAGACACCAACUCAUCCACAGUGGCGUUAAAGCAUACAGCUGUGACUUGUGUGGAAAGUCUUUUACCCGGGCUGGAGACUUAAAACAACACCAACUCAUCCACAGUGGCGUUAAAGCAUACAGCUGUGACUUGUGUGGAAAGUCU
Molecule: messenger RNA, 1005 nt
Organism: Pelmatolapia mariae (spotted tilapia)
Lineage: Eukaryota; Metazoa; Chordata; Actinopteri; Cichliformes; Cichlidae
Product: zinc finger protein 98-like
Exons: 2
Biological process (GO): regulation of transcription by RNA polymerase II
Cellular component (GO): transcription regulator complex; chromatin; PcG protein complex
Molecular function (GO): RNA polymerase II cis-regulatory region sequence-specific DNA binding; DNA-binding transcription factor activity, RNA polymerase II-specific
Source: RefSeq, a predicted model, not a curated record